Molecule: messenger RNA, 2682 nt
Organism: Schizosaccharomyces japonicus yFS275
Lineage: Eukaryota; Fungi; Ascomycota; Schizosaccharomycetes; Schizosaccharomycetales; Schizosaccharomycetaceae
Product: hsp104-like protein
Exons: 2
Coding region: 1-2682 (893 amino acids)
Biological process (GO): protein refolding; cellular heat acclimation; cellular response to heat
Cellular component (GO): nucleolar peripheral inclusion body; protein aggregate center; cytoplasm
Molecular function (GO): ATP hydrolysis activity; misfolded protein binding; ATP binding
Source: RefSeq, a predicted model, not a curated record
AUGGCUGAUUAUCCCUUUACCGAUCGUGCAGCGAAGACAUUAUCCGAUGCUCACUCUCUGGCCCAAUCUUACGGACACCCUCAAUUGACGCCUGUUCACAUCGCUUCCGCUCUUUUGGCCGACCAAGGUUCAAAUGGUAGCCCUUCUCUGCUGCGUACCAUCAUUGAAAAGGCCGGAGGCGAUGGCCAAAAGUUUGAGCGUCUUGUGACAAGUCGACUCGUUACGCUUUCCCCUGAAUGCGCAAAGUUGCUUCGAAAUGCUCAUGAACUCCAAAAGACCCAAAAAGAUUCAUAUAUUGCACAGGAUCAUUUCAUUGCAGUGUUUAUUAAGGACGAUACACUGAAGAGCUUGAUUACCGAGGCUGGCGUCACGCCUAAGGCAUUCGAAUUCGCCGUCAACAAUGUUCGAGGAAACAAGCGUGUUGACUCCAAGAAUGCCGAAGAGGGCUUUGAUGCUCUGAACAAAUAUACCGUUGACUUGACUGAAUUGGCGCGGAAUGGCCAAUUGGAUCCUGUCAUCGGCCGUGAAGACGAGAUUCGUCGUACCAUUCGUGUGCUGUCUCGUCGUACUAAAAACAACCCCGUGCUUAUUGGUGAACCCGGUGUUGGUAAAACCUCCAUUGCUGAGGGCUUGGCCCGUCGUAUUAUUGAUGCCGAUGUCCCCGCUAACCUAGUCAAUUGCAAGCUUCUUAGCUUGGACGUCGGUAGCCUGGUCGCUGGCUCCAAAUACCGUGGUGAAUUCGAGGAGCGUAUCAAGUCUGUCCUUAAGGAAAUUGAGGAGAGCGAAACUCCUAUCAUCCUUUUCGUCGAUGAAAUGCACCUGCUUAUGGGAGCCGGUUCCGGCGGUGAGGGCGGAAUGGAUGCAGCAAACCUCUUGAAGCCUAUGCUUGCUCGUGGUAAGCUUCACUGUAUCGGUGCUACCACUUUGGGCGAGUAUAAAAAGUACAUUGAAAAGGAUGCCGCUUUUGAGCGUCGUUUCCAACAGAUUUUGGUGAAAGAACCUUCUGUCAACGACACAAUUUCCAUUCUGCGUGGACUUAAGGAGAAGUAUGAAGUUCAUCACGGUGUUACUAUUUCGGAUCGUGCCCUUGUUACUGCCGCUACCUUGGCAGCUCGUUAUUUGACACAACGUCGUUUGCCCGAUUCCGCCAUUGAUUUGGUCGAUGAAGCUGCAGCCGCUGUUCGUGUAACUCGCGAAUCACAGCCCGAAGUUUUGGAUAACCUUGAGCGUAAGCUUCGUCAACUGCGUGUUGAAAUUCAUGCUUUGGAACGCGAGAAGGAUGACGCUUCAAAGGAGCGUCUCAAGAUGGCCCGUCGCGAAGCUGAGCAAGUGGAAGAGGAGAUGCGUCCUAUCAAGGAGAAGUACGAACUUGAAAAGUCUCGUGGCUCUGAACUUCAAGACGCCAAGCGUCGUUUGGAUGAACUUAAAGCUAAAGCGAGCGACGCCGAACGUCGCAAUGACUUCACCCUUGCUGCAGAUUUGAAGUACUAUGGUAUUCCUGACCUUCAAAAGCGCAUUGAGUUCCUCGAGCAGCAAAAGAAACAGGCUGACGCAGAGGCGUUAGCCAAUGCUCAACCGGGAUCAGAGCCCCUGUUAACUGAUGUUGUUGGCCCUGACCAAAUUGCUGAAAUUGUAGCUCGUUGGACCGGUGUUCCUGUCACUCGUCUCAAGACUACCGAGAAGGAACGUCUUUUGCAUAUGGAAAAUGUUCUGUCUAAACAAGUCAUUGGACAGCGCGAGGCAGUUACUGCUGUUGCCAACGCUAUCCGUAUGUCGCGUGCUGGCUUAAAUGAUCCCAACCAGCCCAUUGCAUCUUUCCUGUUCUGUGGUCCUUCCGGAACAGGUAAGACUCUUUUGUCUAAGGCUCUUGCCAACUUCUUGUUUGACGAUGAGAAUGCGAUGAUCCGUAUCGAUAUGUCAGAAUACAUGGAGAAGCAUUCGGUGUCUCGUUUAAUUGGCGCUCCCCCAGGAUAUGUCGGACACGAGGAGGGUGGUCAAUUGACUGAACAAUUGCGUCGUCGUCCUUACUCCGUCAUCCUGUUUGAUGAAAUUGAAAAGGCUGCCCCCGAAGUGCUUACAGUUCUUCUGCAAGUUUUGGAUGAUGGUCGUAUUACCAGCGGCCAGGGUACUACCGUUGAUGCGAAGAACGCUGUGAUCAUCAUGACUUCCAACCUUGGUGCUGAAUAUUUGACUACCGACAGCGAAUCGGACAGCGGUAAAAUUGAUGCAUCUACUCGUGAGCUUGUCAUGGGUGCCAUCCGUGGUUUCUUCCGUCCUGAGUUCUUAAAUCGUAUCUCAUCCAUUGUUAUCUUCAACCGUUUGCGCCGGAAAGAUAUUCGCAACAUUGUUGACAACAGAAUUCGUGAGGUACAGAAGCGGCUUGAGGCUAAUCAUCGUAAAAUCGACAUCGAUGUUUCUCAGGACGCAAAGGAUCUCCUUGGAGCUGCUGGUUACUCUCCUGCCUAUGGUGCUCGUCCACUGAACCGUGUUAUCCAGAACCAAGUGUUGAACCCUCUUGCCAUGCUUAUUCUUAAUGGACAAGUACGUGACAAGGAGGCCGUUCAUGUUAACGCCAAGGAUGGCAAGGUAGUGGUUGUUCCAAAUCACGAGGCAUCUCCCGACCAAGGGCAAGACAUCGAUAUGGAUGAUGAAAUGAGCGAUUAUGGGGAGCCUGUUGAGUGA